ACAAAGAGUGUCUGGCUUUUUUUUUUUUUUUUUUUUUUUUUUUUUUUUAACAGUGUACCAUAAAAUCUAAACUUCCAACCUUGCCUUCAAGGUAUCUGAAGGUAUUUAUUAGCUUAUAUUUUAUGAGGGUGAUGGUAUUUUUUUAUCACUGUCUGUGGGUGAGAGUCUGGCUGCUCCCACCGUGGGUGAUGCUGGCACAUCACCUCUGUUUGCUCUGCCCUAAGAGUGGCUGCUGUUUGCUUCUUCCAGGUGUGACUCCUGCCACUCCACCCCACCCCUCCCAGCCUGGGACCAUGGCUGACAUGAUUUUUGGCAGCGGGACAGGCCCCUGGGUUUGCCCCAACGACCGGCAGCUGGCCCUGCGAGCCAAGCUCCAGACAGGCUGGUCAGUGCACACAUUCCAGACUGAGAAGCAGAGGAAGAUGCAGGCUCUGAGCCCCAAGGAACUUGAGGUCAUCCUGGGAGUCAUCCACAAGGCAGAGCAGUUGGACCUGGUGGAGCAGCAGCGCAUCGGGCGCCUGGUGGAGAGGCUGGAGAACAUGAGGAGGAAUGCCAUGGGGAAUGGGCUCUCGCAGUGCCUGCUCUGUGGGGAGACCCUGGGGCUGCUGGGCAGCUCCUCUGUCUUCUGCCAGGACUGCAAAAAGAAAGUUUGCACCAAGUGUGGGAUAGAAACUGUUGGAGCCCAGAAACGUCCCCUGUGGUUGUGCAAGAUCUGCAGUGAGCAGAGAGAGGUCUGGAAGAGGUCUGGGGCGUGGUUCUACAAAGGGCUGCCCAAGUACAUCACUCCUCUGAAGAGCAGCAGCAGCAGCAGCAAACCCCUGGAGCUGCAGCCCCAGCCCUGGCAGGGCGAGGUGGAGCCACAGAGUGUGAGCAGCAGCCACUCCUUCACCUGGGCCAGGGGAAAAGUGGUUUCCAGUGACAGUGAGAGCGACUCGGAGCUCAGCUCCUCCAGCCUGGAUGACAAACCCAUCCCUGUGGGAUCUCAAGGCUCUCAAGGGAGAAAACUCCAAGCAGGAAUGGCACCCACCAGGGGACCCAGCCAGGCCAUCAGCAGAGCCCUGGGGACCCCCCAGUCCCCCCUGCUCUCUGGGAGCCACAGCAGCCUGGGCAGUGAGCAGGGGGCAGAGCUCAGCCCCACGGAGAGUGACCAGCCCUGGGACAGGCACCACAGUGACACCAGCGCCCCUGGCAAAGGACGAGUCCACAGCAGAACACGACUGUGAAGGAGGUGAAGAUGGAGGUGAAGAUGGAGGUGAAGAUGGAGGUGAAGAAGAUGGAGCUGCUUUUCCCUGGAUCCAGCACUCCCAUUCCUCACAUCCCACUCCACACAGGAACUGCUGCCAAGUGGUGGCUUUGUGAUGCCAGCCCUUCCACGGUGACACCUGGGACAGCCCCUGCCUGUGCCCUGUGAAGCCCAGCAGGGGCUGGGGCU
Sturnus vulgaris (Common starling) is the source of this 1432-nucleotide messenger RNA. It is a transcript of the gene RPH3AL, whose product is annotated as rabphilin 3A like (without C2 domains). Gene Ontology annotation, cellular component: synapse. Lineage: Eukaryota; Metazoa; Chordata; Aves; Passeriformes; Sturnidae. Gene Ontology annotation, molecular function: small GTPase binding. Gene Ontology annotation, biological process: exocytosis; intracellular protein transport; spontaneous neurotransmitter secretion. The record is from RefSeq and is a predicted model, not a curated record.